AUGUCAUCUCGUGCGAUCCGGAAGCUUCAAAAGCUGCGCGAGCAGGAGCUGCUGCAGGAACAAGAGCAGCAAGAUGAGUCAAGCGACGAGGAACCCCCACGCCCCACCAAGCCCAAGUUUAACGCUUUCGAUCUGCUGAACGCUGACGAUGAUGAUGACGAUGAAUCCGAAGACGAUACCCAGGAAGCUGUGGUUCAACUCCCUCAACCCGACCCAGCGCCCAUAGAGCCAAAGAACGCUAGCAAGAAAAAGAAGAAGAAGAAGAAGGCCAAGGCGACAGCCUCUGCUGAACCAGGUCGGGGUCAAGCAGACGAUGCAGAACUUGACGAGAUUGACCAAGCUUUGAAGGACCUUUCUACUGACGGACAACCGUUGGCUAAGACUGGAUUGGCGCCAACCAGUGGUGAUACUUCUGGUGCCUCGUUUGCUAGAACCAGGGACGAAUUGCUGGCUAUCGAACCCAAGUUUCUGAACGCUACGAAUGAGAUGAGACGACUUUUUGGAAAUGUGGUCUUGGAAAACUUUGACCAACCCGCAGAUUCAGGAACAGGUCGUCGGCGAGAUCGAAACCAAGAGAUGGUCGAUCUUGGUCGCGCCUUAACGGGGAGAUAUAGCCCGGCCAGCCGUGGCCAAAGCCUAGCCGGUGUCACAUUACGACGGAACACCUUGAUGCAAGGCAAGGAUGAGUGGCCACGAUCUCCGAGUGGAGGUCUGGGUAUGGAAAUGGUUGAGAAAUUGUCUUCAGGCGAUAUAUUAUAUCGUAUUGUCCACAAUGCAGCCUAUGAAGACGUUCAGAGACAAUUCGAGCUUUGCGUUGAAUCAAUGGAUCCUCAACGUCUUAUCCAUCAUCUCCAAUAUAAUCCAUAUCACAUCUCCACUCUUCUUCAGGUCUCUGAGAUUGCAAAGCAUCAGGGUGAUCACGCCGUUUCGGCAGACCUCUUGGAGAGGGCUUUAUUUAAUAUCGGACGCUCUGCGCACUCUUCCUUUAACAGUCGUUUGAAGGAAGGCCAGGCAAGACUGGACUUUUUGCAAAUGGCAAAUCGAGAGUUGUGGCUUGUUGGGUGGAGGUAUAUCGCAAACUUGGGAAUGAAAGGGACUUGGAGGACUGCCUACGAAUGGGCCAAGCUGUUGUUAAGCUUGAAUGACUCCGAUCCCUACUGCAUUAAGUUGCUGAUAGACCACCUAGCUCUGCGAGGCAGAGAGUACUCCCAUUUCGUUGAUCUUUGUACUCAAACGCGAUUCAGUCGCGAUUGGGACAAUUUACCCAACAUCCAAUGCUCGUUAGUCAUGGCCUAUCUCAGGCUGAACAAGCCUAAGGAGUGUCGCCAGCAGCUUCAGCGUGCCAUGUCUCGCUACCCUUGGAUAUUCAAUAGGCUAGCACAGGAACUGGACCUACACCACAUUCCCAAGCAAAUUUGGGGCAAGAUGCCCCCGGCGGGUUCCCAUGAACUCCUUACUGAGCUCUACAUUUCUCGUGCGAAGGACCUCUGGAAUACACCUGAGACUGUUUCUCUCAUCGUUGAAGUUGCAGAUACUCUUCCUGAUGAACCGGAGCCCAUUGAUCCUCCCGAUAUCACUUUGGAUAUUGCUCGUCAUGUGGUUUUAUCCGAUAUCCCGAAAGUAACAACUCAUCUUCCCAACCGCUUUGUGUCUGGACGAAUGUCCGCUUCAGACCCUCUGCCGCCGUACGAGUCCGAGGCUUUUCGGCAGCAGACUGAUCCAACACCAUCGUACCUGCAACAGCUUCCAGAAGGCAGAAGACCCCAGUGGCUUCGGGACCUUCUUGACCAGUUGAACAACGGUGGUCUCCAUUUCCCCGGAUUUCAAGGGGGUGAUGGCGGCGAUGGAGGUGCAGAUGGCGAGAACAUGUCAGAAGAUAGCCCCGAUGAAGCUCAGCCCAGCGGUCGAGCGCGUGCCCUAGCCGGUGAUCAGCAGGUCCUCGAGCAAUGGCUUCUCUCAGAUGGAUUGGAGUCUCUGCAACUAUUCCUGCACGAGUACGGUGUUGAUCGAGGCAAUUGGGGAGAUGUGGUGGACUACGCUCCUUUGACAGACUACCUUGAGGCCCUUCAGGAGAUUCAACCUGAGACGUCUCGACAAAGGUUACUGCGCGGGCCGAUACAGGAGAUUAUUGGUGACUUCGCGGUGUCUAUGUUGGAAGACGAGCUAGAGAUGAUGCAGGAAGAAAUUGCGUCUGAAAAUAGUGCUUGA
This is a messenger RNA of Penicillium macrosclerotiorum, 2208 nucleotides long. RefSeq names its product transcriptional repressor TCF25 family protein. Gene Ontology annotation, biological process: rescue of stalled cytosolic ribosome; ribosome-associated ubiquitin-dependent protein catabolic process. The record is from RefSeq and is a predicted model, not a curated record. Lineage: Eukaryota; Fungi; Ascomycota; Eurotiomycetes; Eurotiales; Aspergillaceae. The transcript has a single exon. Bases 1 to 2208 code for a protein of 735 amino acids. Gene Ontology annotation, cellular component: RQC complex.